Molecule: messenger RNA, 1370 nt
Organism: Oryza brachyantha (malo sina)
Lineage: Eukaryota; Viridiplantae; Streptophyta; Magnoliopsida; Poales; Poaceae
Product: ubiquitin carboxyl-terminal hydrolase 2-like
Exons: 6
Coding region: 232-1224 (330 amino acids)
Biological process (GO): protein deubiquitination; ubiquitin-dependent protein catabolic process
Cellular component (GO): cytoplasm
Molecular function (GO): cysteine-type deubiquitinase activity
Source: RefSeq, a predicted model, not a curated record
CAACUCGUACCGUUCACUAGGUUUUGCCGUCGCCGCCCUCCUGCCCCAGCGUCGCCGCCGCCCCCGAGCGCCUCCUCCCCCCCUCCAUCCCCAGCGUCGUCGCCGACGCUCCCGAGCUCCUCCUCUGCCCCCCCCAGCGUCUCCGCCGGCGGCCGAGCGUCGCCGCCGCCGCCGCCGCCGCCCCCGCGUCUCCGGCCAAUCUGCGGAGAGUGCGGAAGAGGCUUUUUCAACAUGUCCUGGGCCACAAUCGAGAAUGAUCCUGGCAUUUUUACUGAACUGUUGCAGCAGAUGCAACUGAAGGGUCUUCAGGUUGAUGAACUCUACUCACUUGAUCUGGACGCCCUCAGCGAUCUUCAGCCAGUUUAUGGGCUUAUAGUGCUGUACAAAUGGCGACCCCCAGAAGAAGAUGAGCGUCCUAUCAAGGAUCCAGUCCCAAACCUUUUCUUCGCCAAUCAGAUAAUUAAUAAUGCUUGUGCCACCCAAGCAAUCCUUUCUGUUCUAUUGAACUCUCCUGGUAUCACCCUUAGUGAGGAGCUGAAAAAGUUAAAGGAGUUUGCAAAGGACUUGCCACCAGAGCUCAAAGGAUUGGCUAUAGUCAACUGUGAGAGCAUCCGUUUGGCAAGUAAUUCAUUUUCAAGGCCAGAAGUCCCUGAGGAGCAGAAAUCAUCUACCAAGGAUGAUGAUGUCUACCAUUUCAUUAGCUAUGUUCCGGUGGAUGGCGUCCUGUAUGAGCUUGAUGGCCUAAAGGAAGGACCAAUAAGCCUGGGCAAAUGCCCAGGUAGCGGCGUUGGUGACAUUGGUUGGCUAAAGAUGGUGCGGCCUGUCAUUCAGGAACACAUCGACCGGUUCUCGCAGAAUGAGAUAAGGUUCAGUGUCAUGGCCAUCCUAAAGAACCGGAGGGAGAUGUACACUUUAGAGCUAAAGGAGCUUCAGAGGAAGAGGGAGAAUCUCUUGGCACAGAUGGGUGAUCCUUCUGCAAAUAGGCAUGGGCCAUCCGUUGAGCAAUCGCUCGCAGAGGUUGCUGCUCAAAUUGAGGCUGUAACCGAGAAGAUCAUAAUGGAGGAAGAGAAGUGGAAGAAGUGGAAGACAGAGAACAUCAGGAGGAAGCACAACUAUGUUCCCUUCUUGUUUAAUUUCCUCAAGAUGCUUGAGGAGAAGCAGCAGCUGAAGCCCCUGAUAGAGAAGGCGAAGCAGAAGUCUCACAGCUCUACUAAUCUUAGGUGAAAUCUACGAUUUAUUUUGUCGUCUCGGUUGCUGUGGCAUUUGUCCAUGUAGAGAUGACUAAGGCUGACUAGCCUUUGUUUCCAUGGGUAGUGUUUGAACCAUGUGAUGAUCAUUACUUUAGUUAUAGAUGUUCGGGCCAAUUUAGA